This is a messenger RNA of Saprolegnia diclina VS20, 753 nucleotides long. RefSeq lists its product as hypothetical. The transcript has a single exon. Bases 1 to 753 code for a protein of 250 amino acids. The record is from RefSeq and is a predicted model, not a curated record. NCBI's taxonomy places the organism in Eukaryota, Oomycota, Saprolegniomycetes, Saprolegniales, Saprolegniaceae.
AUGGCCACCCAAACGUCGAGGAUGCUCGGAAGGAUGCAAUUAGUCACUACGAGCUACUGGUUGGUACGUACGCUCCGCGUGCAUACCUCGAGACCCUCGGCCCAAGGUACGUUUAGUUGCUUAGUCUUAAUUUUUACAGCUUCCUCUCAUGCUGGGUUGAAACAUCCUUCAAAUGCUGGAAAACACACUGUAUUUUUUCGUGGCGAAAACACUGUUUUGCCACGACGUUCCAUGAAGGAUCCACUCCGGCUGCGCGAAGAGACCGAUGCACGGUCGCGCAAGGUCCAGUGGAACGCGUCGACAAAGCUGACGACAACGGCGCGGCCAGCACCAACGAGUCCGCGUCGCGACCCGCCAGCUGCCUCUGCGCCCGUGCACGACGCCGUGGAUGAUGACGGCGCCCGGCGUCUCAUCGAGCGGGCGUUCGAGAACGUAUGGGCUCGCGACGUCGCCGGCCACGCAUCGUCGUCGCCAACGAAGCCAAAACUGGACGUCGUGGAUGCGCCGCUAUCGAGCGUAGUGGACCGCCGCCUGUCGGUCGACGCUGGUCCGCCACAACGAACGACCGAGCUGCUCCAGCUGGAACUCGAGCGCACGCAGCGCAAGAUCGCCAUCCAAGCCUUUCGCGCUCACGUCGAAGCGCAGAUGUGCCGGCUUCAGGGGAUGCUGGAUGACGUCGCGUCCCGAGAAGCACGCAUGGAUGCAGCGUUCGAUGCGGUCGCUGCAUCGCUCAACCGUAGCUGUCGUAACUAA